Molecule: messenger RNA, 1434 nt
Organism: Malus domestica (apple)
Lineage: Eukaryota; Viridiplantae; Streptophyta; Magnoliopsida; Rosales; Rosaceae
Product: short-chain dehydrogenase TIC 32 B, chloroplastic
Source: RefSeq, a predicted model, not a curated record
UAAAAGUUAAAGAAAGCAAAUUGUUGAGGUGUUGAGGGGUUGUUGGGAAUAUUAAUAUUUGUUACCCACAUUCAACCUUCCACGCUGAUAUUUAUUCCCCAUGCAUUUCCUUCCUUUUUUCUUCAUCCCACCCUCUGAGCAGCCACCCUUGUUAUCUGGCCCUCCCCAUUGCAUUGUUUCCAUUUAAAGAACCACAGACCCCUUCAGUUUUUUCUCACAAAUUCUGGUCUGGGACGAAAGAGCUCUGUGCUUUUGUGUGAGUUUCUGAUUGGUUGUUUUCUGGGAUUUUUGGAAAUGGGCAUCUUUUCGUUGGUUACAGGAAGGCCAGGGCCUAGUGGAUUUGGAUCAGCUUCCACUGCUGAGCAGGUUACUGAAGGAGUUGAUGCAACCAACCUGACUGCCAUUGUGACUGGAGGGGCAAGUGGGAUUGGAUUUGAGGCUGCAAGGGUGUUGGCACUUCGCAGAGCCCAUGUCAUCAUUGCUGCUAGAAACCUUGAGGCUGCAAACGAAGCUAAACAACUUAUUCUCAAAGAAAAUAAAACUGCUCGAGUGGAUGUUCUCAAACUUGACCUCUGCUCUAUCAAGUCUGUUAGGGCAUUCGUCGAUAGCUUCAGCGCUCUUGAUCUCCCGCUCAACCUCUUAAUAAACAAUGCUGGUGUUAUGUUCUGCCCACACCAGCUUUCGGAAGAUGGAAUUGAGAUGCAAUUUGCAACCAACCAUCUUGGUCAUUUUCUCUUAACAAACCUUCUCCUUGAGAAAAUGAAGCAUACAGCUAGAACUACUGGUGUAGAAGGAAGGAUUGUGAACUUGUCAUCAAUUGCUCGUAUACACUCUUAUGAAGGUGGGAUUCGAUUCAAAGAGAUCAAUGAUCGAAGCAGUUACUCAGACAAAAGGGCAUAUGGGCAAUCCAAAUUAGCAAACAUACUUCAUGCCAAUGAGCUCUCUCGUCGAUUGCAGGGAGAAGGUGUGAACAUAACUGUCAACUCGGUCCACCCAGGAAUCAUAAUGACACCCCUCAUGAGGCAUUCUACACUUAUGAUGAAAACGUUAAGGUUGUUCACCUUUUGGAUGUGGAAGAAUGUACAUCAGGGAGCAGCCACAACAUUGUAUGUUGCUCUGCAUCCAAAACUGAAAGGUGUGACCGGAAAAUACUACGUCGACUGCAACGAGAUGAAACCCAGCUCAUAUGCUAGAGAUGAAAAGUUGGCCAAUAAACUUUGGGACUUCAGCAACAAACUGAUUGAUGGAGCUUCCGUUCCAAAAGCUGAAUGAGAAACUUCAUGUGAUUUCUGCUUAUAUAUUGCUUCUGGUGUCAUAUAGUGAUUGUUGUUCGUCAUUUGUCGAUAUAUACUUUAAUUUUUAACUUAUCCGUUGUUACGUACUUCUAUCAUGGUAAUGUGAAUGAGAAUAAUUAACACGUGGAUUAUUUUUUUC